CCUCCUGGACUUGGAUGGUGUCGGCUGGAGCGACUGGACUGGCGCUGGCCGAGAGGAAGACGGCGGUGCAGACGAGAAGAAGCACCGGGGGCUCCAUGGCUGGACUUCUGCUCUGCUCAGCUCCGACGGGCACCUCUGGCCGCUGCAACGGGGCAGCUUUGUUUUUCUAGCAUGGGGAAAUUUGAACUUUGGCCUGCGGGCUGCACCACAGGCCUCCAGCCUUGCUCCAUGCCAGCUGAAAAGAUGGGCAGCUCAGCCGGCCACACCGGAAACAGGCCGGUUGUCCCAGAUGGGAUGCAGGCAGAGCCAGGAGGAUCUCCCACCGAGCUGUGUCACAGAGCCCCCAGAGGAGGCUGCACAAAUCCAGGCUGGAAGAAGAGAGGCUGAGCUGGGCUGGCAUUUGCCGGGCGCAGAGGAGGGUUUUGGGGAGCAAAGGGAGGCGCGAUCCAAAGGACUCAGGAUGAAGUUCAAGAGGAAUAAAGAUGUGAAGGAGCAAAUCCAUGAACUGCAGUCCAUCAUCCACAUCCAAGAACAAGGGAGGAGGCUCCGCACACAAGCAAGCGAAGAGGCCGUGCGCAAGAACAGGGACCUCAUCGCCUUUCUGCGCACCACCCUGCGGGCAGAGAUGCAGGAACUGAAACUGGGGCUGAAGUACGACCACGUCACGAUCAGCAGGGCCUGCCUAGACAGGAAGCAAGAGAAAAACACUCUGGCCAAACAUACAGUGGAGCAAGCGCGAGAGUCCCUGAGCCAGUGGGUCUUCGACCGGAUGAACACCCACAACCUCCUCUUGUACGAAGCCCGGCGCCGAGGGAAGCGCCUGGAGGAGCUCCAGGUGAUGCUGCAGGACCUCAUCGGCCUGGAAAGGGUCAGCCCUGAGGUCCAGCUGCAGCUCCAGACCAUCCGCCAGCUGGAGAACAACAUUGAGAAGAUGCAGGUCAACAUUGUGACUGCAGACAAGGUCCACAUCCUGUACGUGAAGAUGGUGAAUGUGCUGAAAGCUGAACUUUCUCAGCUUCCUUUCCUCCUGGACGACUUGGAGCGCCGGGUGGGCACCUUCCAGUUGGAGCUGCAGGGGGUGGACCUGAUGGCUGUGGAUAUGCUGGAAGCCAUGGAGGCCGCCAAGAUGGACAUGGCCAACGCGGAAAACGAGCUGAUUGCGGAGAAGAAGUUCAGGGAGAACUCGCUCAGCAUCCAGAAGAAGCAGAUAGAGCGCGUCCGUGCGAAGGACGCCCUUGACAGGCACCGAAGGAUGCAAGGCCGGCGAGACCUGGACUUCUCUGCCCUGGUGUUACGGGAAGGAACAAAGGGGCCGAAGAUGGAGGCUUCCAAGGCCCAGAUUGAGUACCAAGGUCUGGUGAUCAGCGAAGUGGAGAAAAUCAAAAGCGCAGUGCAGUGCUCGCAUCUCUGGGAUAUCGCUGGGCGCUUCAUGGCCCAGAAGAAAUCCGAGGAGAACCUCCAGCAGCAGAUCGCCAAAUCGGAGAAGAAGCGGCGAGGCCUGAAGUCCCAGCUGAAGGCUCUGGAGCUGCAGCGAGCCGAGCUGAAAUUCCACCAGUCCCCGAGCUUCCUCAGCAUAAAGACGCUAGAAAAGGACCUGUCCAAGAACCUGGAGGAGGAGGAAGAACGGCUUUCGCAGGUCCGUGACCAGGCCUCCAAGAACCAGGAGCUUCUCCUCCAUUUUGAGAACGGGGUCGACAACCUGAUCUUGAGGCUAUACGACAUCAGUGUGCCCGGCCAGAAGCCUUUAACUUUGCCGACAUCGACCACAGCUACUUGCCCAGCCGGGAGGAGAUCAAGAAGGAGAGCUUGAAGCUCAUGGAGGAAAAGACCAAGGCCAUGAAGAAAAAGCAAAAGGGGGCCAAAAAAUGAGGCUUCCGAGGACUUGGCGACCCCCAUUUCUCGCAUGUGGGGAUUUGACUCUACCCUGUUUUUUUUUAAAUAUAUGUUAUUUAU
Molecule: messenger RNA, 1953 nt
Organism: Thamnophis sirtalis
Lineage: Eukaryota; Metazoa; Chordata; Lepidosauria; Squamata; Natricidae
Source: RefSeq, a predicted model, not a curated record